Molecule: messenger RNA, 1013 nt
Organism: Juglans microcarpa x Juglans regia
Lineage: Eukaryota; Viridiplantae; Streptophyta; Magnoliopsida; Fagales; Juglandaceae
Product: phosphatidylinositol transfer protein 3-like
Exons: 6
Coding region: 74-832 (252 amino acids)
Source: RefSeq, a predicted model, not a curated record
GGUAGACUUCUGUGUUGCGUUUGGUUGAGGGAAGAGUGUGUGUGUUUGGUAAGGGAGAUAUAAAUAGAGAAUAAUGGAGUUGUUAGAAAACGGGGUGGAAGCAAAUGAGCUGCAAGAUAGCAUCUUGAAAAUGGAAAGCAAUGAGAUUGAGCAAAGUAAAGUGGGCAUCAUGAGGGCGCUCGUCGAAGCAGAAGAUCCCUCUGCCAAGGAAGUGGACAAUUUCAUGAUCAGGAGAUUUCUGCGAGCUCGUGAUCUAGAUAUUGAGAAGGCUUCUAACCUAUUCCUGAAGUACCUGAGCUGGAGGCAGACAUUCGUUCCUAAUGGCUCCAUAGGGGUAUCGGAGAUUCCAAAUGAACUUGCCCAUAACAAGGUUUUUAUGCAAGGCCUGGAUAAGAAUGGACGCCCCAUAGUGGUAAUCUUUGGCAGCAGGCAUAAGCAAAACAACGUAGAGGAGUUGAAGCGUUUUGUGGUCUACACUCUAGACAAAAUAUGUUCCAGAAUGCCAGGAGAACAGGAGAAGUUUGUGUGCAUUGCAGAUCUUAAAGGAUGGGGAUACUCUAACAGUGACAUACGAGGAUAUCUGGCAGCUCUCUCAAUCUUGCAGGAUUGUUACCCAGAGAGGCUAGGCAAGUUAUUCAUAGUCCAUGUACCUUACUUAUUCAUGACGGCAUGGAAAGCGGUUUACCCAUUCAUUGACAGCAAAACUAAAAAGAAGAUCAUUUUUGUUGAGAACAAAAGUCUGAGAUCUACUCUCCUGAAUGACAUUGAUGAGAGCCAGCUGCCAGAUACAUACGCAGGCCAACUACCAUUAGUCCCUAUCCAAGAUGCCUAAAUUAUUCAACUAAAGGGGUUUCUCUCUCUCUCUCUAUUACUAGUAGGCUUAGCUGUUUCGGCGGACACAAGAUAGAUCUGGAAAAUAUUCUUUCUUUGCAAGAUUCCUGCGCCAGCGAAUCCCGUCACACCAAUAUUUGAGAUUAUACACUUGUACUCUUCAGCAUUGUAAUGCCCCGGUC